AUGAUGGACUGGUCUGAAAUCAAUAAAUCAGUUUCUCAAUUCGGAUUUUUUGUUACAACGUCAUCACAGCUUACUGUCAUCUUCCUGACAGUGUUCUGCGUGAGAAGAGACUUGGGAGCCUACAAGCAUCUGGUAGUCUUGUUCUCAACUGUUGGCGUACUAUUUGCACUUUUGGAGUUUCUGUUAUAUCCGGCGAGUGGUCUCCACUCGCACAGUGCCGCAUACAUCGUCUACAUUAACAAUCGUCCAUUUGAUGCUUCAAAGGAAUUUCUUACAGUCUUAUUAGCGGUAUAUUGUAGCCUGUACUGUGCCGCAAUAUCUCUUCUCGCUGUGCAGUUCAUCUACCGCUACAUUGCAGUGUUUUGUCCAAUACACUUGAAAUAUUUUAACAAAUGUUAUUUAUUGAUUUGGAUUUUUUACGCAGUUUUGAUUGGAGUUGAAUGGGGAAUCGGUAUCUACAAGUUUGAUGAAGUGGACGAAUACUCUGAAGAAUACAUGAGAGAGACCAUGAUGGACUAUUACCAACUUGAUGUCACGAAGAUCCCAUGUUUGGUAACUGUUAUUUAUCAAACAAUUCCCAACUCCACCGAAACAUUCAUCCGCUGGAAAAACGCAUUCGCAACAAUAAACAUGACAAUAUUCGCUACACUACAAUACUCUAUCAUGAUUUACUGCAGCUACAAACUGUAUAAUGAUAUGGAAGAAAAACUGAGCCUAUUGUCAGAAGAUGCUCGGAAGCUUCAUCGUCAAAUAUUCAAAACUCUCCUGCUUCAGUUAAUAACGCCAACCAUUGCUAUGUACACGCCAGUUUUCACAGUAAUUUACCUACCGUUUUUGAAUCUGGAAUACACGUUGCCAACUGGAAUAUUUAUGGGCAUUUUUGCUCUUUAUCCGGCUCUGGAUGCAGUUAUAUUGAUGUAUGUCAUCACAGACUACAGGAGAGCUCUCAUAGACGUUCUGAAAUUUUUCAAUCUAUUCAAAAAAGCAAUUGUAGUUCCACAGCAACCGACGAAUACUCUUUGA
This is a messenger RNA of Caenorhabditis elegans, 1023 nucleotides long. It is a transcript of the gene str-15, whose product is annotated as Seven TM Receptor. The record is from RefSeq and is marked reviewed. The coding region runs from base 1 to 1023 and encodes 340 amino acids. NCBI's taxonomy places the organism in Eukaryota, Metazoa, Nematoda, Chromadorea, Rhabditida, Rhabditidae. The transcript is spliced from 5 exons.